Messenger RNA from Gigantopelta aegis, 1885 nucleotides. Its product is annotated as splicing factor 3B subunit 6-like. Gene Ontology annotation, molecular function: mRNA binding. Bases 63 to 434 code for a protein of 123 amino acids. Gene Ontology annotation, cellular component: ribonucleoprotein complex; cytoplasm; nucleus. The record is from RefSeq and is a predicted model, not a curated record. The transcript has 4 exons. Lineage: Eukaryota; Metazoa; Mollusca; Gastropoda; Neomphalida; Peltospiridae.
CCAAACAGUCUGAGUUUGACCGAGACUAACCAAGAACGUUUCUUUUUAUUUCAACUUUCAAGAUGGCGAUGAGCAAGAGAGGAAACGUUCGGCUUCCGCCGGAAGUCAACAGAAUUUUGUACAUUAAAAAUCUUCCGUACAAAAUUACAGGAGAAGAGAUGUACGAUAUAUUUGGAAAAUAUGGUGCUAUCCGACAAAUACGAGUUGGCAACACACCAGACACCAAGGGCACUGCGUUUGUAGUGUAUGAAGACAUCUUCGAUGCCAAGAAUGCCUGUGAUCACCUGUCUGGUUUCAACGUCUGUAAUCGCUAUCUCGUCGUCCUCUACUACCAGCCAAACAAGACAUUCAAAAAGAUGGACACUGAUAAAAAGAAACAAGAUUUGCAGGAUUUGAAAGCAAAAUAUGGACUGAGCACCCCCGAGAAAAAGUGAAACAUUCCGCUAAGGAAUGUGUGAAUAUCUAUUUGAAUCUACACAAAUAUACGGAUGUGCAUCUGGCAGUGAGACUGAAAUCGGCAAUGAGACUGAAAUCGGCAAUGAGACUGAAAUUGUUUGACAUCUUAGUAAAACAUCUAUGUUGAUUGUGGCAAUUAACAUUAGGUAUGAUCACAUGGGAAGAUUUUUCAGUCUCGACAAUGGAUCACUUCGUAAAUUUUAUUAGUCGUGAGAUACCACAAAUUCUAAAAUAUGUAUCACAAAUCUAAUGACAGUUGACAAAUCUAAAGAGAUACCACAAAUUCUAAAAUAUGUGUCACAAAUCUAAUGACAAUUGACAAAUCUAAAGAGAUUUCACAAAUUCUGAAUGUUUCACAUGUUUUGCAACAUUUCACAAAUCUUAAGAGAUUUUUUCUCCAUCUGAAAGAUAUUUCACAAAGCUUGAGAGAGUCAUAUCACAAGUUUUAAAGGCGCCAUUUCUCAAGUUUAGCAUUUGCUUCCAUUUUGAAAUCUAAGAAGCAGAGAUUUCUGCCCACUUCACGCAAUGAAUUUUAAGCCUUGAUGAAUUUCACAAGUCUUUAGACAAUUUCACAAGUCUUUAGACAAUUUCAUAGAUAUUAAGAGAUUUCACAAAUCCUAAAAUAUGUUUCACGAAUCUCAAGAGAAUAUUUCACAACUCUUGUGAGAUGUUUUACAUGCCAAGUCAUUUCACAAGUCUUUUAAGACUGCACUGAUUAAAAUUAUUUGACAAUGCAACAUCAUUUCUUAUAUUAAAGAGUUAAUACCUGUUUGUAAGAAACAGAAAAGGUAUCUACGAUGUCAGGGCUCACCCUGUCGUUUGCCAGUUGUGAAAAAAAUUCUAAUUUGUUUGCUGAAACAAUUAUAAAAAGUUAACGGUAAAAACCCAGAUUCCCAUCCACAAUACAUUGUCAUAUAAAGACAUGAAUUUGAAUAACAUUUAGCAUAUACUUCUAAAUCUAGGGAACCAGGGUUACUUUAAUUUAAUAUUACCCAGAAGGCAGUUUGAAAUUAGUUACAGUCUAUGAACAGAAUUUAAUUUUUUAUAUCACGAUGUAGUUCACAUAUUUUAAUACAUUUUUAAUGAUAACAACAAUGGGCAGUUUAAUUUACCAUCUGAAUUGGUUGAAGUAAUGUUAUUUUUAACAACAGUACUAACUAAAUGUAUUAAACUUAACAUUUGAUUUCUUUUAUUUGUAAAAAGAGAAAAGAAAAAACAACCAUAAAAUUAAAGGCUGUUCAGUUGGGGUUUCUUGUAAUGAUGGUUCACAUGAAGUGCUAUACAGAAAACAAGAAGAGAUUUAAUUAUACAUGCACUAAUGUGUAUCCUUCUGUGACCUAUUUUAAUUUAAAAAGAUUUUCACUGAUGUGUUGAAUACUACAUCAUUCAUUGUAAAAUAUGCAUUUUCACAUAAAAAUAUUUCACAGUC